AUGGGGACAUCCUGGUACUUGAGCGCGGCGCCCGGGGACGUGAGCCUGGCAAAGGCCCUGUACAUUGGCCAUACGUGCGGCGGCGGCGCCACCAACACCACCACCGGGGCUCAAGAUGACGACGAGAGCGACGAGGUUGGUGGCCAGGAGCGCGCCGCCCAGGUUGGCGCACACCAGGUCGGCCUCGCGCUGGACAUCGGCGUGGUCGGCGCCCCGGAUCCGCAGCUGCGUGCGCGGGUGCCGGAUGAAGGAGUUGGCCGCGCCCGUCUCGGCCACUAUGUGGAGGACCAAUGGGAGCUUUGCGAGGAGUAG
Messenger RNA from Pyricularia grisea, 312 nucleotides. RefSeq lists its product as uncharacterized. The coding region runs from base 1 to 312 and encodes 103 amino acids. Lineage: Eukaryota; Fungi; Ascomycota; Sordariomycetes; Magnaporthales; Pyriculariaceae. The transcript has 2 exons. The record is from RefSeq and is a predicted model, not a curated record.